UUUGCACGCCACCACCGUUCCCAGCGACUCCAGGUUCGUCCGUCUCGUGCGCGUUUCGGGAUCUGCGGGAGCGCGCACGCGUCUGCGCGGAGGUAUUCCUAGCUCGUGUGUGAGUGUGUGAAUGUGUGUAUGUGUAUAUGUGUGUGAAAGAGAGAGAGAGAGGAGAGAGAGAGAGAGUCUGGGCUUCGGGAGACCGGAACAUGGAAGAUGAAGAGGUUGCCGAGAGCUGGGAGGAGGCAGCGGACAGCGGGGAAAUAGAGAGAAGACUGGAGGCAAAACUGAUGAUCAGCCAAAAAGAAAAGAAAUCGAACAGUGGCUCCGGCCGCUCGCCCAUGAGGACAGCCAUCGUGAUCCAGGACGACUCGCUGCCGGCCGCCCCCCCGCCGCAGAUCCGCAUCCUGAAGCGGCCCCCCAGUAACGGCUCCCUGGGCUCGGGGACGACCUCCACCCGGCCCGUGCCGCAGGUGAAGUCGCUGGCUCAGCGUGAAGCGGAGUACGCAGAGGCCAGGAGGCGCAUUCUGGGCAGCCCCAGUCCCGAGGACGCGCCUCAGGAACGCCCCAGCGCGGACAGGCCCGUGCGAAUGAGCGCCCCCGCUUCCUUGGAGGACUGUCGGCCAAACAAUCACGCAAUCCGCCAGCCGACAGGCCCAGACGGCACACAAGGCUUUCGCCAACGCAGAUAGAGGGAGGGGAAUUCUCAUACUGGGUGGGGGGAUGUCCUGUCUUUGGGGGGCUGGAUGUGGGUUUAAACUGGUUUAAAACAGGUAUAAUUCUGAUUAGGAAUGAAUUAAAGUGUUACGAAAAAGAGAGUGAAUUCCCUCCCUCGCCCUUCUGACGGUUACUCUCCCACCCCCCACGGCUCCCAUGACCGAGAGGAGGGGGCUGAGGGGAGGAGGUGCAGGGCAAAUCUCUCUUUCCCCGCUUGACACUGUGAUGAAGCCCUUGCUUCUUCAGGACUCAGCUCACUGUGAUACACCCCCCCCCCCCCCCCCCCCACGAUUCACCCCCCCCCCCCCCCCACCCCAGGCACCACUUUCGACCCUGACCUGCCACCCUACAUAGCUAACCAGGACUCCAGCUCCAUUGAACAAAAGGGGGGGAUUAUUGGAUGAGACUGGUAUAAAAUGGUGGUGGUGGGGGAAUACAGAAGCAGUGGGGGGAGAGCUGAAUGCGGCCAUGUUGGGUCGCCAUCCUUCUCAAGCAAUAAAACUGAUGUCACCGAGGAUCACCACCUCGCACCCCCUCCCUCAUCUGUUCACCUGUUAGCCUAUCAAGUGUAUUAACUAUUGAUGUUGCCUGUUUGUGUUUUAUGUUCGAUUUUGAUUAUGUUGCUGAUUAUAUAUAUAUAUUUUUAAUUGAUAAGAGAUGGUCAAAGGUAGAAUCCAACAAUAGGUGUGUGUACAGCUCUGGUUUAUGGUUUUUGUCAAGGUUUUCUUUUUCCCUUGAUCGAUUUUCUUUUUUUCUGAAGAAUGUUCUGAUUUCUAUGUAGAAAACGAAUUACACAGGAGAGAGAGAGAAAAAAUGAAAUUAGCUAUAAAAAUGAAUAUGUUAGCAAAAUAUAUUUUAAAGCAGCUUAUUUUGGUUAGCGAUUUAAAGAUAUUUUAAUUGACGCAACCAUAGGAAAUUAGGAAGUGCGUUUUUGCAGAAAAAAAUAAACAGUUUAAAGCCAAAUGUUGUGUAAAUACUCAAAUCGUGGAAGGUUACUGGGGAUUGUGAUGCGAGAAGUUAAAAGCGCAGCAAGUGUUUUUAAUGUUAAAAAUCUUGACUGAUUUGAAGGUCUGUGUUCGAAAAGGAUUGUAAUAAUGAUCAUGUAACGCAUUCUUGUUUUUUUAAGCAUUUCUAUUCAGUUUUCUCCUGUCUCUUCCAGUUAUUAAACUAGGGUGGAGAGGGCUGGACUGGUGCACGUAAAAGCAGGAGGUGGCCGGAAAUACGGCACUUUAAAUGCAUUCCCUGCGUGAGGAAAACGGGAGGAAUCAGCUGGGUGGGAAAAAAUUGCCUGGAGAGGAACAGCAACACUUUGGAGGUUAACCUGAAGCAGCACGUGCUUGGGUUUAGUACUACCAGACGCGUCAAAUGCCUUAAUGAAGAUAUUGCAACGGGAAUAAUCGUAUUUCUCUUGUCGCUGUUAUCUCUGCCACUUUGGGAUCGUAGGGUCGUAAUAGAUACUGCUGGGUUAUCAGAAACGUUAUUUGUUUUAAUUGUGUGCUGUCCACCUCUCCCGGACACAGUCCAUCUCUCUUCCUCUGAACUUGUCACCAUGAAUCUGUGGACCCGCCCCCCUGCAUUCACAGUACGACGCAUUAAUGUGGUGAUUAAUCUCUGUUGCAGCCGCCAUUGAGUAUGAGGUGAUGGAAAGGAAGGAUAGAUUUUACUGUUUGAGCUUAAACACAGCGGAAAACCCGCCUGUAAAUACUUCAAAUGCCCUUUAAUAAAGACAAAUUUGAAGGAAAAGCCGAUUGAUUAAAAUAAUGGGGUGCACAGUUUUGGUUAGUUUAGACUUUUAAUUUUUCUACUUUGUAAAAUAAGUGUUUGCAUGCAUCUUUGCUUGCGGUGGUUCGCCAGCCUGGCCGACGUCAUUCCCGUAAGUGAAGCGGCAAAUACAGAUUAGGAAAGCGCUUGAGAAAGGUGAGCAUAAAUCAUGUUUGUUUUUAAGCAUUUAAUUACUUGGGUAGGAUGCAGCAUUCUUUUGGUGUUACUUUGACAAUGUUGCUGUGAUGUUGCGCUCAUUGUAUUUUUGUCCUUAAGUACCUAUGCCAAAUUUUCGGAAAUUAUUGGAUGAGGGCCCUAAGAAACAGAAUAAAUGGGUUCCAAAACUGAAAAGGAAAUGCGGUAAUUUUCCUUUACUUAAGUGCCAUGAGAUCGUUUUGUGCCCGUUCAUGACAGCAUACUAUAGCCUACGUUUUUGUGCAGGAUUACGACCAGUCCAAAACGUCCGAACGCCGAAUGAAUGGACAGAGAGGAUUUAAAAACCAGAUGAAGAAGAUUUUGCUGUGGUGGCCCGAAGGUGCCUUUUGUGCUCUUCCUUAUCCCCGGUGUUUUUCUAUAUUUAUGUUUGUUUCCGUCUUGUCUGAUAUGUACAUAGCCUGUAUCCUUGUUUCACUCCUGUCUGAUUUGCAUGUGUAAGUGACCGGCCCUGAGCAGGUAGCCUGGACCCACUGGCGGGCUGCCAUUGCCUGACCGCCACUUCUGCUUGUCCCGACCCUGUUGGUCUCUCCACAAUAUUUCUGUUUCUGUAAGUUCUAGCCGUCUUAUUUGUAAUAAACCGGUGAUCAAAUCAAAGAAAAUGUGUCGUAUGGUGAAAGCUGAUUUAACUGGUCUGGAAGGAACAUUUCCCCCAAAUAUUCGAUUGUGGUAAAAGACUUUCAAUAAACCAAUCAUCAUGGUUA
This is a messenger RNA of Paramormyrops kingsleyae, 3386 nucleotides long. RefSeq names its product SUZ RNA-binding domain-containing-like. The record is from RefSeq and is a predicted model, not a curated record. NCBI's taxonomy places the organism in Eukaryota, Metazoa, Chordata, Actinopteri, Osteoglossiformes, Mormyridae.